GAAGCCGGGAGUAUCCAUGGCCGCGAUGAGCCUCUUGCUGCGGGCUUCGGCCUCGGCGGUGACGCGAGCCAGUUUGGCUCUGACCCGCCGAGGGCUCGGGCCGCAACUGCGCCUCGGCGGCUUGCUGACCCGGGGCGUCCCGGGCGUGGGCACCGUGGCCCCAGUCCGACAUAGUGGAGGCCAUGGAAAGAGAAUGUUUGUCAUUAAACCUUCUGAAUUUUAUGACAAGAGAUUUUUGAAGUUGUUGAGAUUUUAUUUAUUGUUGACUGGGAUUCCAGUAGCGGUUGGCAUAACCUUGGUGAAUAUAUUCAUUGGCGAAGCUGAAUUAGCAGAAAUCCCAGAGGGCUACAUUCCAGAGCACUGGGAGUACUACAAGCACCCUAUAACCAGGUGGAUUGCACGCUAUGUUUAUGAACCUCCUGAAAAGGAUUAUGAAAGAACCAUGGCCAUCCUUCAAAUAGAAGCUGAAAAGGCUGACCUGAGGUUAAAGUAUCAACAGACAGACAGACUUAUGCGAGAAAGAGGGGAUGGACCGUGGUUUCAUUAUCCAACUGUUGAUAAAGCACUUAUCGAUCACGAUCCAAAAGCAUCACCUGACUAUUAAGCUAUUGAUUCUACCUAUCUGAAGUGCACUCUCUUUAGUGGAGGUAAAAUGAAGAAAUGCAUACUGUAUUGUUGUUCUUUGAAUAAAACAGCCAUUUAUUUCC
This is a messenger RNA of Gracilinanus agilis (Agile Gracile Mouse Opossum), 707 nucleotides long. It is a transcript of the gene NDUFB5, whose product is annotated as NADH:ubiquinone oxidoreductase subunit B5. The record is from RefSeq and is a predicted model, not a curated record. The transcript is spliced from 6 exons. NCBI's taxonomy places the organism in Eukaryota, Metazoa, Chordata, Mammalia, Didelphimorphia, Didelphidae. Bases 17 to 604 code for a protein of 195 amino acids.